UUAUUUCCUCCUUCCUCCAUUAUUGCUUCCUAAAACCCUAAAAAUGGAACAUCCUUUCUUCAUCAAUAGCCCUCCCCCGACAAACCCAUCUGAAGCAUUACGGUGGCUAUCAAUCGCCGAAAAACUCCUCACAAAUCGUGACCUAGUCGGCAGCAAAUCAUUUGCGACCCGUGCCCGUGAAUCCGACCCGACAUUAUCACACGCUACCGACCAAAUACUCGGUAUCAUCGACACCUUAAUCGCCGGCGCCAAACGGAUAAACAACCACUACUUUGAUUACUACUCUAUCCUCCAAAUACCUCCUAAUCAAACCCAAGAUUUCGAAUUCAUCGCCGAUCAGUAUCGCCGAUUUGCUCUUCUUUUGAAUCCUCAGAACAACAAUUUUCCGUUUUCAGAUCAGGCUUUUCGCCUUGUUGUUGAUGCAUUUUCAGUUCUUUCUAACCCACUGAGGAAAAGUAUGUAUGAUAAAGAGCUGGGUUUCUUCGUUAAUCUUUACCCAGUUGCUUCUACACCUACUCCAGUGAGUUUUGUGCAACAUGGUGGAUAUUCUGAAAUACCUGGUUCAACUGCAGACCAAGUGUUUGUGAAUUUGCCUAGUCAAGAUCAAGGGUCACAUGCUACUGGAGUUAGAGACCCACACGCUGGAUUUUCUAUGCCAGUCACAUUUCUGAAUCGUGAACAAGAAUCUGUGACUUCUAUGGCUAGCUCGGGUACAGAGCAACAACAUCAGCUGCAACAACCUGCAACAUUUCUGAGACAACAGACACAACCAGUGAGCUCUGUUUCAUUUUCAAACACAGAUGACCAACCUGUGACAUUCUUCAAUUUAAACCAACCACAGCCUGUAACUUCCGAGAGAAGCUUAAACAGAGAAAACACACCAUUUGGCAAUGGGUUGAGCUCGACCCGAGGGCGAGAGCCAGUGGUUUCUGUAGAGCAGCAUGGUAAUCAACAGCGCCCCGAUAGAAAUGAGAAUGUGGUGGGGAACAAUGAAAACAGGUCUGCUAAUACUAGUGAUAAUGCGAGUAAUGUGAAGGAGAAAGAAGGGAAUGCAAAUGAUGCAUCAAAUAAGAUACCGAGCUUCUGGACUGCAUGUCCUUAUUGUUAUGUUAUGUAUGAGUACCCUUUGGAUUAUGUUGAUUGUACAUUUUCGUGUCGAAAUUGUAAGAGGGCUUUUCAAGCUGUGAGAAUUGCAUCCCCUCCACCAAUUAUUGAUGGAAAAGAAGCUUAUUUCUGUAGUUGGGGAUUUAUGCCUUUAGGAUUUUCCAUGGAGAAUUUUAAGAAUAGUGGAGAUAAUGUAUCUAGCUGGUCUCCGUUUUCGCCCAUGUUUACUUGUCCUGAGCUGGGGCGAAUCUGAAUAAUCAUGUUGCUAGAGGAAAGAAUGAUGAUGAUGUUAUGUUUGUUGAGAUAUGGAAGGCCAUUUCUGGAGAUACUACUCUUAAGGUAAAUUCUUGAGGAAGUUUACCAAGAGGAGAAGAAGAAGGAAGAGAGAAUCAAGCCCUUCAUUUCCAAAAUUUUCCUUUCCAUUCUUUUAUCGUGAUGAUAUGUUGUAGUAAUUUUCUUAUUAAGUAAACUUUGUGAUUUGCGUAGAUGAUGAAACUAAUUUGUAACUUGAUUUUGCAAACUAAUCUGUAACUUGAUUCUGCUGACUUUGAUA
Molecule: messenger RNA, 1657 nt
Organism: Nicotiana tabacum (common tobacco)
Lineage: Eukaryota; Viridiplantae; Streptophyta; Magnoliopsida; Solanales; Solanaceae
Source: RefSeq, a predicted model, not a curated record